Messenger RNA from Nestor notabilis (Kea), 378 nucleotides. It is a transcript of the gene TMEM220, whose product is annotated as transmembrane protein 220. The transcript is spliced from 4 exons. The annotation marks the transcript as partial. The record is from RefSeq and is a predicted model, not a curated record. NCBI's taxonomy places the organism in Eukaryota, Metazoa, Chordata, Aves, Psittaciformes, Psittacidae.
GUCAUCUACUUAGUGCCAGCUGCCCUGAUGCUGCUUGUCAGCAUUAACCCUUCAAUAACAGGUAAUGGUAUCUGGAGGAGCCUCUGUGACCUUCAUUCUGCUGGAUGUAUUGUUGGGACUGUUGCCUUGGCUUGCUCUUUGUUUGCUUACGCUCAAGGAAACAUUUUACAUGAAGAAGAAGGCCGAGAGUUGUUUGGUCUGGUGAUUAUAGCAGUAUGGAUGAGGCUGUGUCGCAGUUCAGCCAAGACCCCACUGACUGGAGUUCGCUUGACUGCUGCAGUCGUGCUUGCGCUCUUCCCCUUUGUGUCAUGGCUGUACAUUUAUGUGAACAAGGAGAUGCGAGCAUCUUGGCCAACACACUGUAAAACAGUAAUAUAA